Arvicanthis niloticus (Nile rat) is the source of this 1425-nucleotide messenger RNA. RefSeq names its product F-box/WD repeat-containing protein 15-like. Lineage: Eukaryota; Metazoa; Chordata; Mammalia; Rodentia; Muridae. Gene Ontology annotation, molecular function: protein binding. Gene Ontology annotation, cellular component: cytoplasm. The record is from RefSeq and is a predicted model, not a curated record.
AUGGAGUUCGAUUUUCCUUAUGUGGCGCUGCUGAGAAUCCUCUCCUAUCUAGACGGCUUCAGUUUGCUACAGGCUGCCCAAGUGAACAAGGACUGGAAUGCAAUUGCAAGCAGUGACAUCCUGUGGAAGAAGCUCUGUCUGAAGAGAUGGCUCUUCUGUGAGGACGUCACCCCACAGCUCCUGGGUACAGAGACAUGGAAGCAGUUCUUUGUUUGCCAAACAUGGCAAGAACACAUCAAGUCCCGGGCAAAGCUAGAAGAUUUUACUUACAAGGAAAUUUAUGUGGAGCCUCAUGUGGGCUUGGGAAUUCAGGGAUAUGCAUGUUAUCUCUCAGGGCGUGGCUUAACAAGAAUCCGACAAGACAGAUCAGUUGUCUGUAUCUUGAGUUCCCUGGCCAAGAUUUCCACCUGGGAUAUUCACGAGGGUGUGAUGACCUGGGUCAGCCCAGAACAGCCCACCUACAUCAAGAUGUUGACGACCCUCCCUGAGAUGCACAUUGCAGUCACUGUAGAUAUACAACAAACUAUCAAACUGUGGGACUGUCACAACACAGAAGCUCUGGCGACUAACAGGCUGCUCUUUCCCUGUCAGUCACUGGAAGCUGUAUUUACAAAGGAUGGCCCCAUUGUCUUGGCAGGUGAUACCAUUGGUGACCUCUACAUAUUUAGGAUUCCCGACUUACACCUCAUUUCCAAAGUCCAUGCAUUUCAAUCCAGUAUUGAAGAACUCUACUGCUCUCCUCAGAAGAAAUGGGUCUUUCUGAGUAAGAAACACACGAAUAUCUUGCCAAAGGUGUAUUUCCUGAGCAGCUUACUGAGGACAUCAGAAUUCUCCGCCCCUGUGUCUACCAUUCUCUCCUUCUCAUUAUGCCAAGGAGCCUGCUGGACCCCAAGAAGGGAAGACAGGAUAACCCUGAUGGCCAGACAUGGCCCCAAACAAGUCACAAAAUUUGCCACAUUUGAUAUGAAGCUGGAAGAGAUUGGGAACCAACUAACAGUUAAUGGACAUUUGGUCGCAAGUUUUGAGUUACAAUAUUAUGACGAGAUCCUGGAAUGGAUUGGAGUCAGUGAUAAGAAUGUGAUUGUCUGUUCAACUGUAUCCUCUCUCUUGCUCUUUAGCAUGGAGGGCUACCAUCUGCAGAGAUUUCAGUACUACCUAGAAGAGAUCUUGAGACUAUGGGUGGACCCAGUUUAUGUCAUUGUCACCUUUAUUGAUGGCUCUUUGGACGUGUAUGCAUGGGAGGAGAGAAGCCUGCUGCUGAGAAAGUGCUAUCGGCUACCAAACUGGAGAUUAUUGACAUCUUGUUUUUCCUUUGGCAGCACUUGUAACAAAACAUUAUGUGAUGAUGUGAGCAUAAUUCGAAUGAUGACAAAUCGUCCCGCCCCCAACUAUCUGAUGGCAUAUACCUUGAACAUCUUUUCUUGA